AUGGGNAACAACUGCUGCCCCAACAACUCACCAACAACGGCCGCUCCAACAUCUGCUGCCCCCACAACUGCAGCACCCACAACUGUGGCUCCGAGAACUGCUGCUCCAACAACUGCAGCACCCACAACUUCAGCUCACACAAGUGCUGCCCCAACAACUGCAGCCCCCACAACUGCAGCUCCAACAACUGCUGCCCCAACAACACCAGCACCAACAACGGCCGCACCCACAACUGCAGCCCUAAUAACUGCUGUUGUCACAACUGCAGCACCCACAACUGCAGCACCGACAACUGCUGCCCCCACAACAGCAGCACCAACAACUGUAGCUCCAACAACCGCAGCCCCAACAACUCCAGCACCCACAACGGCUGCUCCAACAGCUCCUGCCCCCACAACUGUGGCUCCCACAACUGCAGCCCCCACAACUGCUGUUCCCACAACUGCAGCUCCAACAACUGCAGCCCCCACAACUGCAGCACCCACAACUGCAGCUCCCACAACUGCGGUUCCAACAACUGGGCCUCCUACAACUCCAAGCUUGACAUCAUUGGCACAUCUACAGAUGAGUUUACAGUCCUUUGGAGAGGUCAGCAAUGACACUAUCAUUGAGCUCAUAAAACAGUUCUUUAAUAAACAGCUGAAUGGAACAGCCCACACAGUCACUGUGACACUCAUUCAAAGGGUUGGAGUUGGCCCAUAGAAGAGUCAUGUGGACAGAAAUAGUCAAAAAUGGGUGCAUGAAGACAGCAAUUCAAAGUUGUGCUAAUGGUAUUGUUUAAACAAAAUUUGAAGGGGCAGUUCACCUCAACCGUUUCACCAUAUCUGGAAAGAUAUGAUAGUGAAGACAACACAUCAAAUGUCAUUGUACUCCACUGUAUUGAGGUAAUCUAAAACCAUUAUCUUAAAAUCACCAGAAAUACCUGGAUUGUACUUCAGGUGCAAGCUAAAGUAUUUUUGAUUAAACACAGAGGCUUAGAUUUUGGAAUCAGUGCCAUCAUCUGCCUCCUUAUCAACCUUUUGUCAAAUUAAAAAACAAAAAAACUUGUCAACAAGAGGAGCCAUUGUCACUCUAUAAUCCCUAAACAAUAUGUCCAGGAAUGUGAAGUGGAGAUGUGCAUUUGGCUCAAGUGUCAAAUUAUUUGCACAGUACAAUGGGAAGCUCAAACCACACAAUCUCACCUGUCAAAGAGGUUUUUCAAAGGGUGUCAAUAAUUCCCAUGUUCUCUAACCGGAGGAGCUGGUGCCAUGCUGAGAAGCCUGGUAACAAGGAAACACUCUGUCCUUUCAUCAUACAUGAAUGAGGAAAUGUUUCACCCAUAACACUGGCAACAAUAACUUCAGUGAGUCCCUCAUACCAAGUGUGUGAUGAUUGUUCCCCAAAUCUGGGAAAUUAACAGCCUGUGAAGUAUUACUGACAAAAUGCAGUCAUGUGUUUUGAAUGUUAAUCUGUUUUGCCUUUUGUCAUCAAGAAUUGAUUUAUUAAGCACAUGGAAUGUAUUUUUCCAAUUCACUGGAAAACCUGUGUAUGAAAGUACUCCUUGUUUGUGGCAUGGGAGGUAUUGUACUAUAAAACAACGCCUUAAAGUAUUUCAGUACAGAGACGGGAGACAUCCUGUGUGCAGAUUCAUUUUUAAAAAAGAAGCUUGAGGUGCACAUUAAUGAUUAAGUGUACAUGUUUGAGUUAGGUUUUGUGUGGUUUUGGUUUUUUGCCCUCUGUUUCAGUCUUUUGUCUGUUUGGUCAACUGGUAUUUAUGUUUUAUCGGUGGGGAAGAUAAAGAAAUGUCUAAAACUGUUACAAAUUUAAGCAGGAUAAACCAUGUGUGGUCCUAUAUUUCAGACAGUAUCAUUCACUUCUUAUUUUCUUCUUACAAGGACAUGCAGCAAAAUGUUUAUUUUUUCACCUGCAGACAGAAUGUAUUUCCUCUCAUCAUCACUGAUUUAAAUACUUUUUCAAAUUAUUUUUAUACUAAAAUUCAUAUUUAUUGUUCUCAUGUAUGUUAUACUUUAAAUGACAGAUGUGACAUUUUAUUUGCACUCACCUUCACUUAAGGCUUUAUGGCCAUUACAGACUAGUUUUGCUUUGAUGUAAAUUUAUAACAUAAGAUUGGAAGUCAUGUUAUUUUAUGUUGUUAUGCCUUUUUGAAAGAUGAACACCGAAACAAAUCUAUUAAAGCUCCCAGUCUUUGUGUUC
Epinephelus lanceolatus (giant grouper) is the source of this 2193-nucleotide messenger RNA. The record is from RefSeq and is a predicted model, not a curated record. NCBI's taxonomy places the organism in Eukaryota, Metazoa, Chordata, Actinopteri, Perciformes, Serranidae.